GAAACGGGGGCAGACGGUUGAGCUCGUUUGCGAGUCGCUGGCGUUUAAAGGGAAGGGCGUGUGCAGGGUCGCUGACACUGGGUUCGUCGUCAUGUGCGAUCGAGCUCUCCCCGGCGAGCGAUUCCUCGGCCGCGUCUCUCGCAAGAAGGGGAAUUACGCCGAGGUGACAAAGUUGAAGACAAUAACUCCACAUCAUGACUCUGUAGAAGCACCUUGUGAAUAUGCUUCAGAUUGUGGAGGCUGCAAGACACAAAAUCUUUCAUAUGAGGCACAGGUGAGAGCCAAGGAGCAGCAAGUCCAUGAUUUGAUUGUACAUGUUGGAAGGUUUUCAAUCAAAGGUACUACCAUUUUGAAGCCCAUUGUACCGUGUGAUAUUCAAUUCCACUAUCGGAACAAGAUGGAAUUUUCAUUCGGUGCUCAAUGCUGGGUACCGAGAGAUGUUGCUAUGGUAGAGCAAGCUCUUGCUGAGAAGGGUUGCUCAUUGGGGUUGCAUGCCCCUGGAUUUUUUGAUAAGGUCCUCCAUGUGAAUAAAUGCUUAUUACAAAGUGAAGCUGCUAAUAAGGUUCUUGCAGUUGUUCAAGAUAGUUGGCAAGAUCCAGAUUUAGGCCUUACUCCCUACAAUUGCCGAUCUCAUGUUGGAUUUCUUAAACAUCUGAUGCUGAGAACUGGAAGAAAUAUCAAGACAGGCUGUCCAGAAAUAAUGGUUAAUUUUGUGACAUCAUCUUACAAGCCUGAGCUAUUGGAGCCACUUGUGAACAAUAUUUCAGCUAUCCCUGAAGUGGUCAGCAUCAUGAACAAUGUGAAUUCUUCUGUUGGUAAUACAUCUGUGGGAGAGGAGGAAUACACUCUUUAUGGGAAGCCAAAAAUUACAGAGAUAUUGAGAGGCCUUACGUUUCAGAUUUCACCCAACUCUUUCUUCCAGACAAAUUCACACCAGGCAGAAGUCCUCUAUAAGCUUAUAGAGGACUGUGCUGAUCUCAAGGGAGAUGGCUCAGAAACUGUUCUUGACCUUUUCUGUGGAACUGGAACUAUCGGUUUAACACUUGCAAGAAGGGCUAAGCAUGUAUAUGGAUAUGAAGUAGUGCCUGAAGCCAUCGCAGAUGCCCAACAAAAUGCUCAACUCAAUGACAUCUCUAAUGCUACAUUUGUUCAAGGAGAUCUGAACAAAAUUGAUGACAAUUUUGGGCGUGACUUUCCAAAACCUGAUAUUGUCAUAUCAGAUCCGAAUCGCCCAGGCAUGCAUUUGAAGCUAAUAAAAUUCCUACUCAAGCUCCGUGCACCACGCAUCAUCUAUGUAUCUUGUAAUCCGGCCACAUGUGCCAGGGAUCUUGAUUACCUUUGUCAUGGUCUGGCCGAUCAAGGCAUUGAAGGAUGUUACCAGCUCAAAAGUGUACAACCAGUUGAUAUGUUUCCUCAUACUCCUCACAUAGAAUGCGUGUGCCUUCUAGAGCUUUGCUGACUACUGAUUUUGGUCCAUGAGCCAUCCUGCUAGUCACAUCGGUGCAGAUCGAGCUCAUCAGUCCAAGCGAAUCCAUUUUUCUAAAUGAGAUGCCAGCUCAUACCCAACAUCCCAGUUAUUGUUGUGCCAACUGUUACUAAAGAUCCAUACAGCACAAUCAUUCACAUAAUCCUUAUGUUCUGCAUGGAAGAAGGUCUCUUCGAUGUAUUGUACCUUGGACAAUUUUGAUCUGAUUCAGAAAUUUUCACAUUUGCUGAACUCAUUUGUAGCAUAUGUGCGUAAAGUUUUGGUUUGCUGGCUCUGAGUUUCUUUGAUUUUGGUUCGUUCCAAACUUCAGUGUGUGUACUUCUGCAAUCGUAGUUGCAGGAGGUUCGUCGUAGCAAUGACCGCUGUUGAUGCAUGUUUCGAGUGCCCAUGAAAGGUUGGUUUCAAAUGAAAUCUUGCAGGUUCUUCAUCGACGGUCAGGAGGAAGAUCUCUAUAUCUUGUUGAGAUAUGCAUCGACUGAUCACUUCUGCUCCUUUAUGAAUAGUAAUUAUGACGUGUGGAGCUUGAAUAAAAGCGUAUAAACUGAGCUUCGUUGUUGCAAUUGAUGAGAUAGCCACGAAGUCUCUCCUUUGUCCCACUGAAAGAUAUCGCGCUUGUGCAUGUCUCUGGACUGAGUUCUAUAUUGGGGAUUCGCUAUCAGAUAGCAGCUAUUCUUGUACGGUUCUCUCAAUGAGAACGCUUGUAUUUUGGAUCAGCGGAGUACUUGUGUGUAUAUCUUGGCUCCGUUUGGAUA
Molecule: messenger RNA, 2238 nt
Organism: Asparagus officinalis (garden asparagus)
Lineage: Eukaryota; Viridiplantae; Streptophyta; Magnoliopsida; Asparagales; Asparagaceae
Exons: 11
Coding region: 92-1459 (455 amino acids)
Biological process (GO): RNA processing
Source: RefSeq, a predicted model, not a curated record